AUGACAACUAAGUAUACGUCUAAUAACCUGAAACAAAAAAAGCUCAAUAAUAAUAUUGCAGCUUUUAUUGUUAAUGACCUUCAAUCUUUCUCGGUUCUUGAGGAACCAUCAUUUAAAAAAAUCAUUGAAGGUCUUGACCCCCAAAUUAAUAUGCCUAGUAAGGAUCGAUUAAAAGAAAUCCUUAUUAAUGCGGAAGACAAAAUUUUACGAAAUGUGCAUGAAUAUGUGCUUGAUGAUGCCGAAAUUAGCUAUGCAUCGUUUACCACCGAUAUGUGGACUUCCAACAAUGAUGAUCCAUAUAUUGGCGAUUUUCAAAUGAAAGAAAUGGUUGGAGAGAUUUCGUGUUUUCCGUAUCCUCACACGGCAGAGCGUCUUGCAAGUAAAAUUAUCGAAAUUCUUCAUAACCUUAACCUUAAAAAUAAGAUUAUCUGUAGAACAGUUGACAAUGGAUCAAACAUUAAGUCUUGUUUACAAAGGUUAGAACAAAGGCAUGUAUUACGAAGUUAUGAGGCAAAAGAACUAUCGUCUAACGAGUGGGAAAUGGUAACUGAAUUGAUUGAAUUGUUGCGACCUUAUGAGGUUGCUUCAAAAUGGUUGUCCGAUCAAGUAGAAGAACAAAGAAUAGCCUAUUAUAAUAAAAGAAGAACUCAUUAUUAUUGUUAUUGCUAUACUCCUCAACAAUUAGACAAGCUUUAUAAAUUAGAAGAGAAACUUGCUUAUACUGCUUGCUACAAAACUUAUUAUGAAGCUCUUAAUCUAAAAAACCCCAGAAGCUAA
Racocetra fulgida is the source of this 777-nucleotide messenger RNA. The record is from the annotation of a GenBank genome assembly. NCBI's taxonomy places the organism in Eukaryota, Fungi, Glomeromycota, Glomeromycetes, Diversisporales, Gigasporaceae.